Penicillium mononematosum is the source of this 2022-nucleotide messenger RNA. RefSeq lists its product as uncharacterized. Gene Ontology annotation, biological process: protein secretion. The transcript has 2 exons. NCBI's taxonomy places the organism in Eukaryota, Fungi, Ascomycota, Eurotiomycetes, Eurotiales, Aspergillaceae. Gene Ontology annotation, cellular component: endoplasmic reticulum membrane. Gene Ontology annotation, molecular function: GTPase activator activity; guanyl-nucleotide exchange factor activity; protein binding. The record is from RefSeq and is a predicted model, not a curated record. Bases 1 to 2022 code for a protein of 673 amino acids.
AUGGCGCCCACAGUACACUCCGCCAAAUUGACACUCUCGUGUCCGCUCUUCGCUGCUGACUUUGACCCGCGCAACAACGGUCGACUCCUUGUCGGCGGUGGAGGCGGCGAGGGGCGUAGUGGAUCUCUGCUUGACACAUCGCGUCGUGACGAGAUUACUGAGGCCGUUGAAUUGAACCUAUCGCGCGAUGAAGACUCAGUAACUUCGCUGGCUGCGGCCCCGCUAGCUAGCGACGAGGCGGGCUCGCUUGUUGCUCUGGCUGGUAUCAAUAGCUCUGUGGAGCAACAGAAAAAGAACAACAAUCAACAUCUUCGCGCAUUCCGGUUUGAGGCGCCGUGGAAGACCACCGAAGACCGCAAGAAGGACGAGAAGGCGAAAAAGGACACCAAGUCUGAGGAAGAGGUUAUUCCCGGAAAGGCCAUAGCUCUAUCGCAAGCAUCACUCUUCCGAACGAAGAACGGGCCAGGCUCUUCAGAUACCUACCAGCGAGUGACGAGGCUCUCGCCGUGGCCGAAAGGGAAGGAUGGCACCGAGAAACACACACGGAUCGGAGCUGUUGCGACGGGUCUCGCACAAUCCGGUGAGAUUGUGUUCUUCCGCGCCACGGAGACUCCCAGCGAGAAGGAUAUAAUUGGCCGCAUCCAAUUAAGCAGCAAUGAAGAGGCCGAGGAUCUGGACUUUGUCAGCCUCGAACACGACUUGGAGAAGACCGACGAUGGACACGGCCGGUUCCUUGUGGCCUAUACGAACGGCACAGACGUCAUGGUUGGCGAGAUCUCGUGCUCUAGCUCCUCCAAUAGCUCCCCCGACGUUCGCUCCGUUUAUAAUAUUCCUCUGCCCGCCAGCGGAGCCCGCACAGCACGGCCCAAGUUCCGCGCGCUGCGGUUCCUCUCGCCCCGAACCCUGCUCCUCCUCCAGAAUGCCCCAAACCGCGGUGGUAGCGAGCUCGUGCUCCUUCAACUCCCCAGCGCCAAAUCAAGCAAGUCCAAAAUUCUACAACGUCGCAAGCUUCCUCGAACCGUGAAGAUCGGCCUAGGCCUCGACAUCUGCCAACUCGGGACGAACCCGCAAGGCCAACAACAGACUGUCAUCGCAGCCAGUGGCAGCGACAACUCCAUCCCUCUAUUCACCCUAGAAUACGGACCAAACCGCGGCUACAGCAACUUCCGCCCCUACACAACUCUCCGCGACGUGCACCCCUUCUCAAUGACAAAACUCACCUUCUCCACCUUCAUCGCGCCUCCGCACCCCAUAACCCCAGACGUCGGCCCGCAGAAUAUAAAGCUCGCCUCCGUCAGUAUGGGCAACACAGUCGUCGUGCACACAUUCCCACUAUCUCCCUUCCCAACCUCCUCCCGCACCCCACGCUACGUCCUCGUCACCCCGGGCCCCGCCGAAAUCUGGGAACUAGUCUACAGCAUCAUCGUCCUUCUAUUCUCCAUAUCCGCAAUCUGUGUGGCGAUGCUCGCCUUCGCCGAGAUCCGCGGCGGAACCCCGCCUGUUCUCGGCGCCACAGAGUGGCUCCCAGAGAGUAUCCGCGGAGCUAUCGCACGGGAAUACGUUAUACCUCCGCGGGAUAAGCUGACGUACUUCGAUACCUUGCUUGCGCCUCGUGGAAGCGGGGGUGAUACCGAUAUCCCCGUGGCGACAAUUGUCCCCACAGACUCGCAGAUCGAAUCCCUCCGCGAAAUCCUGGACCGCGUACAUCGUGCCGGCGCUGCACCAGCUGAUCUGGAAACUAUCGCGCCGCGAUCCCUCUCUGUCAUUGUACGGUGCGGUGCAGGGCAAAAUGCCGAACAGAGCGUGAUUGUCGAGACUGCUGUGUCUGCGUCGGGCGAGUCUGAGGAGGAGAAGCUGCAAGCCUGGAAGGAUCUUUCUGCGUCCGAGCAGAGUGUUUGGAAACAGAGGCUUGCGGAUGCGGGUCGUUGGACGGCUUCUGAAGGGGAGAGUGUUCUUCUUGGGGUUUUGUUCGGUGAGGCGUGUGGGGGAUUGGGGAGGGCUGUGAGGGAUGAGUUGCCUUGA